AUGAAUAGCAGUCUGCAAGUUGGCAUCGGAAUUGAUGUAGGUUCAUCAAGUGCUAGAAUAGGUGUAUAUAAUUACUACAAUGAUGCGCUGUUAGAAAUGGCGCAGGAACCAGUCCCAUACUACCAGGAUUCUUCAAAGAAGUCAUGGAAAUUCUGGCAAAAAUCAACUGAAAUAAUUAAAGCCCUUCAAAAGUGUCUUCAGAAACUGAACAUUAGAGAAUAUGAGGUAAAGUCAUGUGGUGUUUCUGCAACGUGUUCAUUAGCUAUUUUCGAAAGGGAUCGCACAAGUAACAUGCUGAUACCGUAUCCAAAUGAAGAUAAUGUCAUAUUUUGGAUGGACUCUUCUGCCGUAAACGAAUGUCAAUGGCUAAAUAUGCAAUGUCCACAACAGCUUUUGGAUUAUUUGGGAGGAAAAUUUGUACCCGAAAUGGGCGUCCCCAAAUUGAAGUACUUUUUAGAUGAAUACUCUCAUUUACGAGACAAACAUUUUCAUAUCUUUGAUCUUCAUCAAUACAUUGCUUAUGAACUGAGCCGCUUGUAUGAAUGGAACAUUGAAGGACUUUUGGGAAGAGAAAAUCUUAAUGGUAUAGGCAAUGAUGGAGAGGUAUCUGGCUGGUCAUCUUCAUUUUACAAAAACAUUAUAAAUUUACCAUCUAAUGUAAGCAUUGGAACCACUAGUCUUGUUGCCAAUAAGCACAUUUCGACAACUGUAGUUCGCAGUUGUAUUGACAGUUAUGCAAGUUGGUUCGCAGUUGCUUCUCCUCAUUUGGAAACAUCAUUGUUUAUGAUAGCCGGGACUUCUAGCUGCUACAUGUAUGGUACUACCAUCUCUGAUACUAGAAUUCCUGGAGUAUGGGGACCUUUUGAUACUAUACUUGACAACAGGGGUGAUUUUUCUGUUUAUGCUGCGGGCCAGUCGUGUACUGGUAAAUUAAUUGAACAUUUAUUUGAGAGUCAUCCAUGUGCCAGGAAAAUUCUGAAAGAUGGUGCUGAUAUCUAUCAAGUACUCGAACAAACCAUUCGUGACAUUGAGAAGAACAAUGGUCUCUCAAUUCAUAUUCUUACGAAAGAUAUGUUUUUCUACGGUGAUUACGAGGGAAAUAGGACUCCUUUUGCAGAUCCACGGAUAAAGGGUUCUUUCAUUGGCGAGUCCACCGAUACAUCAAUGUUGAAUCUUACAUAUAAAUAUAUUUGUAUCUUGGAAUUUUUAUCAUUUCAGACAAAAUUGAUAAUUGAUACAUUUCAAAAUGAAAAUUCAAAUAUACAUAUCAAAGAGUUAAGGAUAUCUGGUAGUCAAGCGAAAAAUGAAAGACUAUUAUCAUUGAUUUCCUUGGUUAACAACGGUGUAGCAAUAAUUAAACCUAAAGAGAAUGUCGAUAUGAUGGGUAUCAAAGGUGCUUACGUGCUUGCUAAGUCUGCAAAGGAAAAGAAACAACUAGCUGACGUUAUAACAGAGAGAGAUAUUAGUAAUGAUAGCGAAAAAUUCGAAUCUCUUGCUGAAUACCGACUUGGAAACGAUAGCAUAUUACUAAGAAAAUUGCUUUGCGUUAAAUAUCAUAUACACUUAGAUAUGGCUAAGCAACAGAAGCGUUAUCACAAACUCGUCGACGAAGUAUUUCAGCACCUCUAA
This is a messenger RNA of Saccharomyces cerevisiae S288C, 1629 nucleotides long. It is a transcript of the gene MPA43, whose product is annotated as Mpa43p. The record is from RefSeq and is marked reviewed. Lineage: Eukaryota; Fungi; Ascomycota; Saccharomycetes; Saccharomycetales; Saccharomycetaceae. Gene Ontology annotation, molecular function: kinase activity. Bases 1 to 1629 code for a protein of 542 amino acids. The transcript has a single exon. Gene Ontology annotation, biological process: carbohydrate metabolic process.